AUGUACAUUGCUAUUUGUCUUGCCAUUGCACUUGUAAAACUUUGCAACGGGUUGGAAAAUGGACUUGCCAGAACACCUCCCAUGGGAUGGCUGUCAUGGGAACGUUUUAGAUGCAAUACCGAUUGUGUAAACGAUCCAGAUAAUUGCAUAAGCGAGCAGCUUUUUCAAACGAUGGCUGACCUUUUAAUAACAGAAGGAUAUGCGUCUGCUGGGUAUGAGUUUAUUAAUAUUGACGACUGCUGGCUUGAUCGACGUCGAGCACCAGAUGGCAAGCUUGUACCUGAUGGCAAACGGUUUCCCAAUGGAAUACGAGCGCUGUCUGAUUAUAUUCAUUCCAGAGGCUUAAAAUUCGGUAUUUACGAAGAUUUUGGAAAUUAUACUUGUGCUGGGUAUCCAGGUAUAAUAGGAUAUGAGAAACUUGAUGCGCAACUAUUCGCAGAUUGGAAUGUUGACUAUGUUAAGCUGGAUGGUUGUUAUGCCUUACCACAGGAUAUGGAUAGAGGCUAUACAGAAUUUGGAAAACUUUUAAAUAAUACUGGUAAACCGAUGGUCUAUUCAUGUAGCUGGCCUGUUUAUCAAAUAUAUGCUGGUAUCCAACCUAAUUUUUCGGCAAUAAAAACACAUUGUAACCUUUGGAGAAACUAUGAUGAUAUUCAAGAUUCCUGGAUGUCCGUUGAAAGCAUAAUUGAUUAUUAUGGCAAUAACCAAGAUAUAAUCGCACCCAACGCAGGCCCUGGACAUUGGAAUGAUCCUGAUAUGUUAAUUAUUGGAAACUUUGGCCUUAGCUACGAACAGGCAAAAACGCAAUUCGCUAUUUGGGCUAUUUUAGCUGCUCCACUUUUGAUGUCCGUAGACUUGAGAACUAUACGACCAGAGUUUAAAGCAAUUUUGCAAAAUAGAAAAGUUAUUUCUGUGGAUCAAGAUCCAUUAGGAGUACAGGGUCGACGGAUAUACAAACACAAAGGAAUUGAAAUUUGGUCAAAGCCUUUAAGUCCAAUAUAUCAUCAUUUUUACUCGUAUGCAAUUGCUUUUAUAAAUAGACGGACAGAUGGUACACCAUCAGAUGUAGCGGUGACGUUAAAAGAGCUGGGUCUUGCUAGCUUAAACGGAUAUAGAGUUGAGGAUCUUUACGAAAAUGUGGACUAUGGUAUAUUAUAUCCAAACACAAAAAUUAAAGUGAAAGUCAAUCCUUCAGGAGUGGUAAUGCUGAGAGCUGAAGUUCAAUUUUCAUUUCUUUGA
Scaptodrosophila lebanonensis is the source of this 1239-nucleotide messenger RNA. Its product is annotated as alpha-N-acetylgalactosaminidase. The record is from RefSeq and is a predicted model, not a curated record. The coding region runs from base 1 to 1239 and encodes 412 amino acids. The transcript is spliced from 5 exons. Lineage: Eukaryota; Metazoa; Arthropoda; Insecta; Diptera; Drosophilidae. Gene Ontology annotation, molecular function: alpha-galactosidase activity. Gene Ontology annotation, cellular component: cytoplasm. Gene Ontology annotation, biological process: oligosaccharide metabolic process; glycoside catabolic process; glycosylceramide catabolic process.